CCUGAAUCUUUCACAUUCCGUCACGAAAAAGGUAUCCAUUUGGGCCGUGAUAGCGUCAAGGCAGCUCCCGCCACAGACUACAUCAAGCGCUCGAAUGUAUUUCGCAUACAGGUGGCCAUAUCCGGUGCUGAAUACCUCUUUCAAGCACCUACGUCUGCUGAUCUCCAUCUUUGGGUGACUGCAAUCAACCGGGCUUGUGAUAGCGACACGUCUCGUCCCCGUCAAAGGAAGCUCGCCAGCUCACCUCAGGAAAUUGUUGCCAGCACGCUCGUGGCUGGUGGUUGCGUCACUCAGACACUUGCUACAGCUACACUACUUGCACUCUCGGCAUCAGUAGGCCUUGAAAAUUAUGGUAGGCGCAGGCCACUUGGCAGCAAAUGCGAGCGCAUCGGCAACGGACAGGCGGAUUCAGACAAGAAGACAAAGAGAAUUAGGCGAAUUAUGGAGAAUGCAAGACGAGAAGGAAAAGUUGCCAUUGGAACUACCGGGCAAAGAAAUAUAAAGCAAACCCAGAAGCAAAGGGACAAGGAAGAGGAUAAGGACAAAGAAAGAAAGAAAAUCAGCAGGAUUACUCUGAAAGAAAAGGUGAAAGAGAAACAUAAAACUAAAGAAGAAUGUGGUGAAAAUGAUAAAGUAAAGGAGAACGAGAAGGAGUACAUAAUUGGGGAAAAGAUGGGGGAUCAAAAUGCACAAGAGAAAAGUUCAAGAAGGCAGGACACCGCGCACGAAUGGGAGGCCGUCAGAGGGGAAGAAGAACGAGUGUGGAAGGCAAGCCGAUGGAUCCAACUUCAUGCCGAGUCAAGAGUAAAAGUGUUGUUGCAUGGAUCUGUGUCUCUCUUAUUUACUGCCUAUUUUGCCAAUCGCGUCGGCCCUGCUAUUUACUAA
This is a messenger RNA of Protopolystoma xenopodis, 885 nucleotides long. NCBI's taxonomy places the organism in Eukaryota, Metazoa, Platyhelminthes, Monogenea, Polystomatidea, Polystomatidae. The record is from the annotation of a GenBank genome assembly.